Molecule: messenger RNA, 2418 nt
Organism: Symbiodinium necroappetens
Lineage: Eukaryota; Dinophyceae; Suessiales; Symbiodiniaceae
Source: the annotation of a GenBank genome assembly
AUGGCACCCGUCGGGACGGUUGUGCAGCCGCCUGGCGCACCAGGUGUAGCUUGCUUGGGCUGUGUCUCGAAACGGAGAUGGCGCUGCCUGCUCGCAGGGCUUCUGCUAUUCGGAAUCGCCGGUUGCUCGGCUUUCCUGGCUUAUGCAGAGACCCUGAAGUCCGAGUCCGAAGACGAUGGGCACCAUUCCAUGGAUGCUGCGGUCUAUCAGGCCGUUGCGAGCGAGUCUACCAGAUGGGAGUUGAAGCUCUCUCCUUCCUUACUUGGGGUGCUUACAGGCCUGCUUCUUGCCGUGGUACAUGUGCCUGGCAGCCUUCAGCACCGGGCAAAGGGGUGGUGUCUUAAGAUCGGCGGCUGCUGCGUCCUUCUGCUACUCAGCAUUUACAUUGUUGAGUUUCAGUGGCACUGGCUUUACAAGCCUGGCGGCUGCCGCAGUGGGAUCAGGUACCGGUGGCUGAGCCUCUUGGACUGUGCCGGAAUGGUCCUUCUUGGGCUCUACUGCGCUGUGAAGCCUCAUCCGACUUCGGGAUAUGUCUACGAUGCUCUAUGGUGCGUAUACGGCUUUUCAGCGACAUCCCUGCUCUACAUUGCCAUGGAUAUCUACUUGGAGUGUGACUGGCCAGACCUUAGCCAGCUGGCUGCCGCUUUAGCGCUCACCGCCGAGGCAGUUCUCUUCGGCUGGGUGGCGCAACUCUUCCAAGCGCGGAUGCGGUCGGCAGGGGAUGACGGUCUGGCGAGUUCCAAUGCCUGGGUGUACACCAUGGUAAUAACUUUCCAAGCCAACGUGGAGCUGGUGUUGAUCGAGUCCUUCCUCCAGCGGGACUUCGGAGCCUUCAUCUUCCUACAUAUCGCAAGCGUUGCGUUCAAGUUGAUGUUCCUUGGCAUCUGGCUCUCCUACACGUACUUCAUGGUCCGGAGCCUUUUCCACAGCCUGAGUGUCUUGCGGUUGGAGCGCCAAAGAACAAGGGGGGUGGCGCGGCAGCAAGCGCACUGGGCAAUACGCAUUGUUCGAAUGGAGAUUGUGGUUUCGCUGCUCAUUGGUCUUACGACCGUGGUCACGUGGACCGUGGCGGUGGCAUUUACCCUCGCCGACCUGUGUUGCAUAAACAAAGAUGAGACUUCAUUCACGUGGGCCCGAGUGCGAACAUUUCUCCACCGUUCGGAUGUGAUGGUGAAUGCAGUCGGCGUGGCGCUCCUGUCGGGCGUCCUGUGGCGGGCUCCCCUGCCUAGGGCCAGCGACCUCACGAAGCUCGAGGAGAUCUCGAGGAUGCGGGCUGGCAGCAGCUUGUCGCACUUAGAUUUUCAGGACAGGCAAAGCUACGAAGCCAAAGCCGCCGAACUGGCUGGGCGAGGUUUCCGGCUCCGGGACCUUCUUGACUUUUGGGGCGUCUUGCUGGACAGACAGGUGAUGUCAGGCUUUUGCCCCGAGCGCUCCACCACCACGGACGUUGUCCGAGGGGCCAUCAUCCCAUUGUCGCGCACAUCUCUAGGUGGGGUUGCCCUUGCUACCAAGUGGAAUCAUGGGCAGCCUCUGGUACCGCAGCAGAUGGUGACACAUGCUUGGUCGAACACCUUCGCCAACUUGACGGCGGCCAUCGUUGGAGAUGCCCUUGGCCUCGAAACGUAUGGCGAUUUGGCUCAGCGUCUCGGCACCAAAACGGGGCUGGCGAAGAUUGUGUCAGAUGUGCGAGCGGCCGAGAAGCUGGAUUCGACUUACUGGGUCUGUGCUUUCUCCAUCAACCAACAUGCCACCAUCUGCAAUAGCUUGGGGCAAAGCCCGCCGCGCGACACUGCAGCAUGGACGGCCUGGGAUAGGAAGUCGCGGGACUCCGUCACCGGAGAGCGCUAUCCCCCGUGCUGCUGCCGGGAGCCCAAGACCUCCCAGGACUACGUGGUCUGCGAGGUCAACAAGUUCGAUACCAUGAUGGAGCUGCUGACCCGUAGGGUCGCCAAUGGCGUGGCUCAGCUGGUCGUUGUGGACCCUGGCUUCGACGUGCUCUACAGAGCCUGGUGCGUCGCCGAGAUCGUCGAAGGAAACAUCCUUGGCAUCCCGGCCCGGAUAUCGGUCUUCUCCAGAGAUGUGGUGGACGAGAACUACGAGCGUCUCUCGCUGUUGGACGUGCGUGACUGCGAGGCAUCUGUCCAAAGUGACAAGGACAUGAUCAUCUCCAAGAUCGCCGAUAUCGACGUCUUUAACCUUAGGCUGCAGCAGCUGGUUUUCAGUGCGCAAGGCCUGUUUGGGAGUUGGUUGGAUGGCAUCGAGCGUUCGAAGCACGUCGCCACCAUUGUCAAGAGAUCCACGCAGUCCCUUGAACUGGUGGACAAGAAGAUGCCGAAGAUCUGCUGCUUCCGCCGCUCCCUGAGUGGUGACUGGUCCGAGUCCGCCAGCGAAAGCGAGACUUCCUGCAGCAGCGCCUGA